AGUAAAGGUUUUAGCUUAAUAUCAUGUAUGAGUGGAGGUGGCUGGAAGGGAGCGCCUCGGCUGCUGCUCCUUCCUGGCUUUUUUCUCAUGCAGAGGGAGGAUCCAGGAACGCUGCCAGGGGCUGACUGUCUGUCUGACUGUCUGUCAGUAACACUCCAACGACACAAACAGCAAGGCAGCGAGGCAGACAGCAGGAAGAAAAGUGACCAGAGAAAAAGUCGACAUGUCUCAGUAUUCAGACCUGGAGAAAGCCAUCAACACACUGGUCACCCAGUUCCACUCUGCUUCAGCUGACAAUGGUCCAACUCUGAAAACUGACGAAUUCAAAGGUCUUUUGUCCUCCCAGAUGCCUAAUCUGGUCAAGGGCGGCACAGACCAGGGGUUCGGUGAAAUCCUGCGGAAGAUGGGUGUUGGUGAUGGCGAGGGCAUCUCUUUCAAGCAUUUCUGGAACUUAAUCCAGUCAGUAGCCACUAACCAGCACAGUAUCCUCAGCAACCAGAUGGGCUCCUCAUGCCGCUGCAUCCUCCUGUGAAGAGCAAACUCUCAGCCCAACAGAUCAGCUCUGAGUUUCUGCCAUGGAGUUUAACUAAACAGAAUAACAAUAUGCACAUCACUCUCCUAAUCAGGUGUCAGACAAAAUACAAAGUAUAGUACAAAAAAAGCAAGCUAUUUCCAACUUUUCUGACUCAAACAUUACAGUUUUUAAAUAAUAUGAUCUCUUAUCUGACAGGUUUCAACACCAUACUUGUGCCAGUAUACUGCCCAGCAUCCUUUGCACCAGUUAAAGUUUAAAUUCAGUCUAGUUGGCAUUUAAAUUCUCACAUUGUCCCAAAUCUGCAUGCUGUUAUAUUUUUUAACACAAUAAAAUAAUCUAAUCAUCUUUAUACGUAGUCCCAGAUAACAUCUAUUUCUAGCCAUUUGGUGAUCAGGAAUUAAGUACUGGCAGUGUGUUUUUUAUUCUACACACUGCACAUUUUAUAAUAGGCAAUCAAACUGUUGACAACAACAUAACUCUCUGAAAGUAAGCUUGGUCGUACGCCGUGUCAUCCAUAUAAACAUGUCCGUAGGCUUCAAAAGAAGUGCUUGUCGAAUGUUCUAACAGCGUCAGAGACCCCCUCCAUCAUUUUCAUCUUUCUGUCACAGCAGGCUUUUCAGUGGGGACGUAGGGAACAGCUAUUAACACUUCUGCCUUCAAAUUAGUUUGAUGCAUAUUGAACCUUUCAAACCCUAUUACACAUUUCAACAAGCGGAGGCACUUACACUCAUUUUGGAUUUAACUGGUGAAAAAGGCACCUGGCAAUGAUGUGGUCAUUAACAGUCACAUUUCCUCAUUUGCUGCAUUUUUUGCAUGUAUAAUAUUGAUCAUGGUGCCUUCAAACUAAUAAUAGUAUUCACAACUUCAUAAAUAAAUUUUCAAUUAGCUCAAACUGGCAUGUUAAUGGUCUAUCAUCAAAUGGAAACAUGACCUUGAAAUGUAAAAGAUUCAACAUCAUUUUGCACUUUAAAAAGGUAACAAGAAUAGGGUCUUUGUCAUCUCACUGGUGAACCACACAGUUUCUAUUGGGUACUAAAGUGUAGUCAGGUUCGACUUCAGGAGUGCUCGUGAGGACCAUUUGAAGGCACAUCAGUAUGAGAGCAUAUCACCCAACAGAGUUGAUCAGUAGAAACAUUGAGGAAGAACACCAUUACUUCAAAAGCUUUGAACCAUUUAGAAUAUCUUUCUUUGUGCAGAAUUGACUCCAAUUUACAGUAUCUGUUAUUGUCUUAGCAAUGACAGUUAAAAGAGCAAUUUUAAAUUGUCUUUAAAUACGUGAUACUAAUCAUCUGAAUUUGACCUUGUGUGAGUCCGUAACCAAACACAAAAGUGUACUUUGGAUUGAUUCUAAAUGUCAGUAUGUUUGACUUUGCUUUUUUUCUACAAGUAAUGCUUAACACUGUGCGAUCCUGCAGUUUCUAUGUAUUUAUAUUUUGUAAUUCUCUGUAUUCUGACCUGUGUGACACCUUUAGAAAAAUGAUGUAAUAAACAUACAAAGAAAUCACCA
This is a messenger RNA of Anoplopoma fimbria (sablefish), 2042 nucleotides long. RefSeq names its product protein S100-A14-like. The record is from RefSeq and is a predicted model, not a curated record. Bases 224 to 532 code for a protein of 102 amino acids. Lineage: Eukaryota; Metazoa; Chordata; Actinopteri; Perciformes; Anoplopomatidae. The transcript is spliced from 3 exons.